AUGCAGACGGCUACCCUGAGGGCGCCCAUGCUGCAGCCAGCAAACACGGCUUCAGACCCUGCCUGGUCGUCCGUGGGUCAGCUGCUGCAGUCGGCGUACACCCUGCCUUGCUCGACGGCGGCCCAGGCGUUCAUGCAUCUCGUGCAGCCAACGUCGCGCUUCCAGCUGGCUCUUGAUGCGCUGUUACCCCUUCUCGAUGCACGGGUCCAACUGGAGCAGCGCAUCCUCGUCUCUUAUAUCUUAUUUGCCUUGUAUACGCCUUAUCCGAUAUCUAUUAAUCCUUUCAAGUCCGCCUUGUAUGCUACGUUUGUGAGGGAGAGGGACGCGGCUGCGCGCAUAGCUGCGAGUGGGGGCGAGAGUGAUACAGAGCAGCUGGUAUGGGUUCUAUGGAAGAUACUGAAGGGAGAUGGCAACGAUCUUGGUCCGUAUUCUCCAAAUACACUCGCUCGAUCACGGACGCAACAUCCGCGGCUACGGGCAUCUAAUCUGACUUUGGAUGAGGAGAACCCAGCUUCAGAUCCUGACGAUAUGACCAACAGUUCUGGCAUGACGAACAAGUUGAACGCGGUCCAGCAAGGUCCCUCCAAGCCGCAGCUGCCCCAGGAGCAAAAGGUCACCGCGGAAGAGGAUGACAGGAAUGAGAAACUGUCGAGAGCGAUGUCAUUACUCUUGGCUGGGCGGAGUCGAACGUUGAACUUGUCCGAGCAGCGUCUCGUGAACUCGCUCAUCCCAGAGCUUGUAGCACCGCCCGUGCUCACGUCGGUGGAUCUACCUCAGUUCAUCCAUUUCAACGCCGGCCUCGCGCACCCUCUCAUGGCAGCUCUCAUAUCGCGUCCUCCCUCCUCAUCGAACCGGCAAGGCGCAGCAACGUACGUCGACGUUCUCCGCAGGCUUCCGCCAACGUUACCUUCGUUUGACCUGAUCGGGCGACUCUUGCGCGAUACGACGCCAACGACGGACUCUGUCACCGGCGGGAGGACAACGGUCGCCGACAUCGUGCGGUUGGAGGCUCUAGGCGGUUUUGUCCACGGAUGCAUCGAGUGGGUGGAGAAUCGCGAGGCGGAGCAGAAGGACGGAUUGAUCAGCGACGACCAGGCCGCCCAGGGGGCCCAAAAUCUUUGUCGGUUCUACAACUCCCUCAUUAAGAUGGGCAUCGUCGACCCGGAUUCGGAAGCCGAUUCUGCUGAGAUGAUGUACUUCAGCCUGCGUUAUUCGCGCUACGAGGACGCCAAUACGCUGUAUCGCAACUUGGCAGCGGGCCGCUUCUGA
Messenger RNA from Gloeophyllum trabeum ATCC 11539, 1269 nucleotides. RefSeq lists its product as uncharacterized. The transcript has 6 exons. NCBI's taxonomy places the organism in Eukaryota, Fungi, Basidiomycota, Agaricomycetes, Gloeophyllales, Gloeophyllaceae. Gene Ontology annotation, cellular component: CCR4-NOT complex. The record is from RefSeq and is a predicted model, not a curated record. Bases 1 to 1269 code for a protein of 422 amino acids.